Messenger RNA from Anastrepha obliqua, 3786 nucleotides. RefSeq names its product telomerase-binding protein EST1A (gene Smg6). The record is from RefSeq and is a predicted model, not a curated record. The transcript is spliced from 14 exons. Gene Ontology annotation, biological process: nuclear-transcribed mRNA catabolic process, nonsense-mediated decay. Gene Ontology annotation, molecular function: telomerase RNA binding; protein binding; telomeric repeat DNA binding. Lineage: Eukaryota; Metazoa; Arthropoda; Insecta; Diptera; Tephritidae. Gene Ontology annotation, cellular component: telomerase holoenzyme complex. Bases 223 to 3357 code for a protein of 1044 amino acids.
UUACUAACUUCGCCUAUCGCAAUAUCGAUUGCAUUAUAACUGCUGUCAUCACUAUUGCAAUCAUUUGACAUUUUAUUAUGCGUGUGUGUACCUUUUGUCAAUUGGAAAUUUCGUAUGAACGCGUAAAGUUGUUGCGGGAAAUAUUUAAUUUUUCGUGUCGAAAUUGCGCGCAAAUAAAACCAAAAUAAAUGCAUUGGUUGGUGGAAAGUUUGAAAUUAAAAUAUGAAUCGAAAGGGAGUGCGAGAACAAAAUGAUAUAUCGAUAAUACGGAAUCUACCAAAACGACUUCAAAAGAGGAUUGUUGAAGAUAUUGGCGAUGACUCGUUGAUAACGCAUAUUAACGUUGAUAGUCAAAUUGCGCGAAGCCGAUCUUCGACGUCAUCUGGAGGCGUUGUUACGGUGGCGAGAAAACAUGAUAAUGAUAUGUUGCCUGGAAAAUUGCUGCAUAAACCGGAAACAUCAGGAGGCGUAUUUCAAGAAGUGAACGGAGAAGAGGAUGACAAGCGCAUUGAUUUUUUCUUGCGAAAAGCUCCGUCUACUGUCAAUAAGCUAAGCAAAAACAACCACAAAAGAGAGACUGUGCCCGUUUUGGAAACCAGCGGGCAAACAAUCGAUAAUAAAACAAGUUCAACGAAAUGUGACAGGAGUGGCAGUCGAAGUUGUAGUAAUGCAGCUAUACCAGGAAUUUUGCGUUUAAAUGAUGUCAAGCAAGUGCAAUCAGUAGGCAGAGAUAAAAAUAAUUUUAUUGGCGAAAAAAACUUUGCUCGUGAAAACGGGAAGAAAGGCACGGCGCAUAUACACCAACUAACGGAACAGUCAGUGAAUGCAGAUAAAGUCGUUACUAAAUCGCCAUCACGGCAGUUGCAACGACAUCCAAGGUCACCUGCUUGGUUUGAGAUUCUUGCUGAUGCACAGUACGCCGAACUGCUACCCAAAGCUUACGAAAAAGUUACAACGAUGAUCCAGCAAAAUACAGUAAUCGAGAAAUGGUCCGAGUUUACUGAAGCGCGUGCUGAACUUCAAAAGAUAUUCGCCAAAUUACUGCUACAACAGUUAAAAUUGUGCUGUGAACAGAAGAUUGACUCAUUUUUCUGGAAGCUGCUUUACUAUAACGUUCGAGAAUAUUUAGUAACCAAUAGCAAAUCUAAUGCUGAUGAUAAUCACCAUCGCUUGCUAUCGCUCGUCGAAGAAGGCUUAGAUUUCUAUACAAACCUACAUAUGCAACUUAAUGUCAAAUACAUAAAUAUCGAUCAACAAAAUGCCAACAAUAUCGCUCAAGAAAAUGUAUCAUCACAACGCACAGCGCACAAGUUUGAAUUUAUAGCUAAAGUAGCCGCCCAAAAGUUACUUAUUUGCCUAGGUGAUCUAUGCCGUUACAAAGCAAAAGAAGUACAAUCAAAUGACUAUACGGACGCGGCGAAAUAUUAUCGGCAGGCCCAAGCGCUUAUACCCACAAAUGGCAUACCCUAUAACCAAUUGGCUAUAGUAGCCAUACAUGAGCGCAAGAAAUUCGACGCUAUAUACUUUCAUAUGCGUAGUUUAAUGUCCUCCAAUGCCAUAUAUUCAGCACGUGAAAGCCUCUUAGUGUUGUUUGAUGAGAUUCGCAAGAAGUACGAGGAGACUGAAUUAAAAACAUCACCGAUACAUCAAGGCAGCCCAAGGCACAACCACAUUAGAACUUCCAAAUCAAUACGUAAAGAAGUGUGGAUACAGGUGGAUGGUGUGCGCCGCUUGCAUCGUGCUUCUGAACCUGACGAUUGCGGAAGUAAAUAUGCCGUAAUAGCUGAAGAAAAGCGCUUGAACGAGUUGACAAGCGAAGAGCUCCUUCGCCGCUUCACAUCGCUGUAUUUGUAUGUGCUUGGAAAACUCUACACUGGCAUAGGGAUGGAAACGAUAAUCGAGCAUCAAAGGAAACUUUUAGUGCAGUUGAGUGUUUUGCUCAAGCACAGCACAUUUCCGAUUAAACGCUCUCGUCUGCUGAGGAUAGUCGCUUUAAAUAUUUUUAUGCUCGAGCACAACAUGCACAAAGAAUCACGUCGCGAAAUCCGCUAUUACGCCUUUCAUUUUUGUAAUCAAAUUUUCGGUUUGCUGCUGCGCAAAUGUAACGAAUUUUUCGAAACAUAUAACGUUGAUGUAUUGGAUCCCGAGAGAACUUGCCAUGCCGACCUGAGUACUUUACUACAGUACAUUAAUAUUUAUACCAACUGGUUGGCGCGCAAUGUGGAUAUUUGGGAAUCAGUGCGCAAUGAAGAGCAUGCCAUCAUUGAUAGCUGGUCGGAGUGGGAAUGUAUCUUCCCACGGCUCAGGCGGCUAUGUGAUGCGUCACCAGCAAAUAUUUCGCAACACAAACAACUUGAGGAAGAGUUGUACUUACUUGGUUUUACACCAUUAAUGUCUGCCACAAGCAUAAGCACUAAUAAACAAACUCACACGGAACUUGCUACUGAGAGGGAACAAUUUUUGGCAAGAAUUGUAAAAAUAUGUGCUUUUCAAGAAUGUUAUGAAAAGCACCAAGCAAGUCUGCGUGUACAUGACGAUGUGUUUACAUUGGAAGAGCUGAACGGUGCCAUGGAGAAAGCGCUAUACACUCUGCUCAGUGACGAAGACGAUAACAGCGAAAAUAUGUUGACGAACGGAACCAAUUCAGAACUAACCGGCAAGGAAACGAACUCAGUAAAAUCUGCUGCUAUUGAGGAUGCACAAAUUUCACUGCUUUCGCAGAGAAAGAAAGAGCUGGAAGCCAGAACGAAUGUGAAGAAAAUGUAUAACGCAAAACUGGAGGAAAUUCUCAAAUUCGUUGACACAAAGCUGUAUAUAGAAGUGCGCCCCAAAUAUCUGAUGCCGGACACAAAUUGCUUUAUUGAUUGCCUCGACGAUUUCGAGAAGCUCAUUCAGGAGUAUAAGCGCUACAUACUGGUAAUACCUCUAACUGUGGUAAAAGAAUUAGAUGGUCUCUCGAAAGGCGUGAAAGUGGAAUCAUAUCAAAACUCCUUACAAAUGAAUCGCAUUCAUCACUACGACGACGUUUCCACUUGCGCGAAACGUUCUUUGGAUUUCAUACGGAGCGCAAAAAAUAACGUGAAGUGUGCUACCACAAAAGGCUCAUUCAUCAGUUCGUCGUUAUUUGCGUUAGCAGAAGAGGAGAAUGUGUCGAAUGAUGAUAAGAUUUUGGCGACGGCUGUUGCGCUUUCGAAAACCAUGAGCACCGAAACCAAUAAAGAUGGUAAAUGUUUUAUACAAACCGAAUUGGUACUCAUCACAACAGAUCGCAAUUUGCGUGUGAAAGCUUUGGCGCGCAACUUGACUGUGAGUAAAAUGGGCGAAUUUCUGCAGUGGGUCAAGGACUGUAAUACUUAAUUUUAUGCAAACUCUUUAUACUUUAUUUACAUUUAUAUGCCCGGCAAUCACGCUUAUGCAAGUGCCAUUAUUUGUGUAUACCGUUAUUGUUAAAAUAAAUGCAGCCGCAUAUGAUAAAUUUGGUACUCAUAUUUAGUGUUGCUUUUUUCCGUUUAAAUAUGCAUCUAUGCAUACUCGUAUAUGUACGUAUAUGCCUUUGUCUACAUACUGUAAUUAUUAAUAUGCCUACUGAUUAUACUUAAAUAUAAUGUUUUUUUGUACAAUUCGUUGCUGUUAUUUACUUAAUGGCACUUGGACUUUUAUUCGUAUUUGUAGUGAACUCAUGCAUUCUUUUUUUUUAUCUAAUAAUUUUCUUAGUUGUAUAGUUUGAUAAGCGGUUACUAUGACUUUUGAUUGUCGAAAUAUUUUGUGCAAGAUUUCUAUGUUAAU